AUGUCUCGAAGGCCAGCCCGUCUUCAGUUAGACCCCGACACUGUGGCUGUGGACUCGAAACCUCCUCAGACAGGUGAGGUGUUCAAUCUCUGGUACAGUCGAUGGACAGGCGGUGAGUUCAACGGACGAACAGUGGCCCAUUCUGCACAUAGAUGUCAUCCAGCCAAGGAUUCUGGGUACACCAAGGCAGAUAAAGACGUUAAGCCCGGGUCUGUGAACCGCGAUAAGUUCAUUUGUCUUUAUUUUGCCCGUGGAUACUGCACAAACGGCCGAAAGUGCCAGUAUCUCCACAGACUUCCUACAGAUAUGGAUUUCUUUCCGCACACGGUGGAUUGUUUUGGACGAGAGCGGUUUGCGGACUACCGCGACGACAUGACGGGAGUCGGAUCGUUCAACAAGGUUAAUAAGACGCUGUUUGUGGAGAAGUUCCACAGCAUGGACGGAAACAUCGAGAUGCUUGUAAAUAAGAAUUUUGGAGAGUAUGGCCAGGUGGAGCGCACACGGGUGGUGAAAAGCAAGAGCAUUGCGUUUGUGACGUAUCGGCUCGAGUCGCAGGCCCAGUUCGCCAAAGAGGCCAUGUAUGGCCAGAGUCUGCUCAAGGAGAACGUUCAGGAAGCACUGAACAUCAAGUGGGCCAACGAGGACCCGGAUCCGGUAGCACGCAAACGAAAUAGAGAGGACGAGGAACAGACAGCCCUGGAGACGGCCACGAAGCUGCUGAAAAAGAUGGAAGAGAAGAUCCAGCGCGUGAAGCAGAGAGAGGAGGAAGGGCAACAUGAAGAGGAAGAAGAGGAACAAGAAGAAGAACAAGAAGAGGAGCCACAAACUAUCAAAACUCUGCCUGCUCCACAGCCGUCUUCGAUUUUCGCUAAUAAGUCACUGGAUGCUAUUAAACUACUACAGAAACCCAAACUUGCCUCCAAACUCGGAUACGACAGCGACAGCGACUGA
Ogataea philodendri is the source of this 951-nucleotide messenger RNA. RefSeq lists its product as uncharacterized. Gene Ontology annotation, cellular component: U2-type catalytic step 1 spliceosome; U2-type catalytic step 2 spliceosome; Prp19 complex. Bases 1 to 951 code for a protein of 316 amino acids. The record is from RefSeq and is a predicted model, not a curated record. Gene Ontology annotation, molecular function: metal ion binding; U6 snRNA binding; pre-mRNA binding. NCBI's taxonomy places the organism in Eukaryota, Fungi, Ascomycota, Pichiomycetes, Pichiales, Pichiaceae. The transcript has a single exon.